AUGAACCAUAUGUCGACUGCUGCUCGUCCCCCUUCACCCACCGCUCCUCCUCUUCGCCGUCCCUCACCGCUUGGCCGCCGUUCGAUCAUUGCGCAAGACGACGGUACUCUCGUCGUUGCCGACCCAGCGCCAGCUCGCUCGUCGAGCGUACCGCCAGUCCAGAUACCAGCGACCACGAGGCCUCCAUCGCCGGGUUCCGCUUCGGCACCCUUGCGAGUUCCGCUCCAACAGGCGACGCAGACCAGUCGACGAGAGCUCCAAAAGAUCGACUGUCAGGACUUGCAGCUCAAGCUUGCGAGCGUGCAGCGCGAAUUCGCCGGACUCGCCAAGUCUCUCGUCAAAGUGCAGGCCCGUAUCAGUCAGUAUUGGUCAGUCCCGCAACGAUCCGUUCGCGGGCAAAUGAAGACGCUCGUCUCGUCGCUCGUCCUCAACGCCAGCUACCUCGCCAAGUACCUCACCUCGAUCUCGUACGCCGCACGCAAGAUCCUGAACUUUGUCGCGACGUGCAUCCGCGAGUCGCACGGCCUGCACGACUUUCACGCCAACCAGGACUUGAAGCCGGUCCUCGACGAACUUCGCCUCCUCCAGUCUCACUGGCAGGCGCUCGAAAAGGCCGAGGCAAAGUACGGCGCUUUGCUCAGCGAAUCGACGCUCGUCCUCGAGGCGGCGAUGAAUCCUGACGGCUGGACACCCGGCACUCCCCUCUCGCAACCCACCCUCGAACUCGCGGCCUGCCACCACCCGCUUCUCACCUCCUUCUCCUCCCUGUCAACCUUCUUCUCCACCCUCGUCCUCUCAACCUGGAAACCCCCGCUCCUCUCGCCAAACGACGUCAAGGCCGCCGCCGCGUCGUGGCGAGAAGUCGAGACGGCGGGCAAGAAAACAAGCAAGCAGGUCGCAAAGGUUGUGCGCGAGGUGGUCAACAAGACGGUCGAGAUGAGCUUUGCGAGCAAGGAUGAGGGCGCGGCAAUAUGGGCAACGUUUGAGGGAAGCAGCGGAACGCACAAGGGGAGGAGCGGCAACGCAGAGUGA
Molecule: messenger RNA, 1032 nt
Organism: Rhodotorula toruloides NP11
Lineage: Eukaryota; Fungi; Basidiomycota; Microbotryomycetes; Sporidiobolales; Sporidiobolaceae
Exons: 6
Coding region: 1-1032 (343 amino acids)
Source: RefSeq, a predicted model, not a curated record